AUGAAAUAUAAUCUAUUGCUCUCUGAAAGUUAUAGUCAAGCCCAACGACACACUACUCACCCCUCCAAUGAACGUUGGCUAUUCUGCCAUCAAGCGCUAAGCCACGGCAUCUACCCUGUUCUGGGCUCAUCUUAUGUUAACGUGAUCACUUUGUCCCGAAGCCCCUUGUUCUUCAGUAACUCGUAUCAUCUACAGAAAAUCUGUCAUCUAUGUAAUGUGCCUAGAUUGAAUCAUGUAUGGUCUGAAACAAUUUCCAACUUCAUGGAGACUGACAAUUUUUUAUUUGCAAAUGAUGUUGCCUGUUCCUCGUGUUCAUCUUACUUAUGUUUCUUCAAAUCCAAGAUGGAUACUUCCAGGAGAAAUGCAUUCAACACAAGGAAAUGGACCAACAUCCUUUUAGCUAUUCAUGUCUUAUUUUAUGUUGCACAACUGGCAACACAAGGGAAGCUCUUGCUUUGGGGAGAUAAGAUUAAUAGUCUUAUUGAGAAAGGACAGAUUUGGAGGCUGGCCACAUAUUCUCUUUUGCAUGCAAAUAUAAGGCACCUUAUGGUCAAUUGUUAUUCUUUGAAUUCUGUUGGACCUACUGUGGAGAAUUUAAGUGGUCCAAGGAGAUUUCUUGCAGUUUACUUGACAUCUGCUAUUUCAAGUGCCGCUACAAGUUACUGGUUCUGCAAAGCACCCGCAGUUGGUGCAUCAGGCGCAAUCUUUGGAUUGGUUGGUUCUGUUGCUGUGUUUGUCAUGAGACAUAGAGGUAUGAUCAGAGAUGCCAAAGAAGAUCUGCAACACAUAGCACAAGUUAUUUUCCUAAACAUGGUUAUUGGACUAAUGUCAAGUGGCAUUGAUAAUUGGGGUCAUCUAGGAGGCUUGCUUGGAGGAGCAGCAGUGUCUUGGCUUGUAGGACCUGCAUGGAAGUACGAAUCUAUGGCCAGUGAUGGCCCAAGAAUAUUCUCAGACCGACCACAACUUUUUCACCUUACUGACAGAAAACGGAAACCUCGAUGAGAUUCGAUCAGCCACUUCUUUUUCUACUUCUUACCCGCCGUCCAUUCAUGCUCCUUUGAUCAGCUCCCCUGAGGCCCUUCCCAAUGAGCAAACUAUUCCUCGCCAAAAUCCUCACGCAGCAGAUUAUGGCGCAUACUCCAAUGAUUUUCAGAGGUAGAGAUAAAAGAGUUGCUCAUCAACCAUAUCAGUCAUCGAUGCUGUUGGGGGAGUCGCCCUGCUCGUACCUGGAAGAUUCAUGCUGUUGAAGAUUACAAAGUUUAUGUGGGAACUCUUGAAACUUUCUUAGAAGAAAGGGAAGUGAUAAGAGAAACAGAACCUUACCUUGGUGGGAACUUGACAUUUGGGAAUUGGAUUUAAGAUCACAAUUCCCUGUUCUCUUUGUGCCGUAUAAAAAAACCCGAGUCAAGAUUCCUCAUAGUGAGACCAUUGAGAAAUGUUCAGAUUGUGCAGGACGAGGAGAUAUUCCAUGUCCUACAUGCAAUGCAGACAAAGAUCCUGGAUUUUACAAGGAAAAUCAGAUGUCCCAGUGCCCUGCUUGCUAUGGAAGGGGAUUAAUUGCUCACAGAGACGGAUCAGACACCAUGU
Gossypium raimondii (Peruvian cotton) is the source of this 1587-nucleotide messenger RNA. Its product is annotated as RHOMBOID-like protein 10, chloroplastic. Gene Ontology annotation, molecular function: serine-type endopeptidase activity. The record is from RefSeq and is a predicted model, not a curated record. The transcript has 12 exons. The coding region runs from base 1 to 1002 and encodes 333 amino acids. Gene Ontology annotation, cellular component: chloroplast membrane. NCBI's taxonomy places the organism in Eukaryota, Viridiplantae, Streptophyta, Magnoliopsida, Malvales, Malvaceae.